Molecule: messenger RNA, 5145 nt
Organism: Catharus ustulatus (Swainson's thrush)
Lineage: Eukaryota; Metazoa; Chordata; Aves; Passeriformes; Turdidae
Gene: DSTYK
Product: dual serine/threonine and tyrosine protein kinase
Exons: 13
Coding region: 105-3554 (1149 amino acids)
Biological process (GO): protein phosphorylation
Molecular function (GO): protein kinase activity; ATP binding
Source: RefSeq, a predicted model, not a curated record
GCCAGGAGAUCCUCGGGGAGGUUCCUCCCCUGAACGGCGGCAGCCUGGCAGGGCCCGAGCGCGGCCCGCGGUGGGGAGGGGAUAGCGGGGCGGACCCGGAGGACAUGGAGGGCGAGGAGGCCCCGUCAUGGCGGGGUCCCGGCGGGGCUGUGCGGGAGCUCUGCCGCUCCUUCGGCCACUACAACCGGCACCUGGCGCGGCUGCAGCACAACCUGCGAGAGACCAAGAGGUUCUUCCGCGAUGUCAAGUACUGCCAGGGACAUCCCUUCGGUGACGGCCCCCCCUCCGCCGGGGAUGGGGAUGGGGGUCCCGGGGACGGCGGCCCCAGCCCCGCCUGGUUCCCGCAGCACGAGGAGGAGCAGCUGCAGCGCUGGGUCAGCUGGCGGCCGUGCCUGCUCAUCCUGGGCCAGAACUGCGGCACCAAGGGCCGGCUCCUGAACGCGCUGCUGGGCCAGCAGCUGCUGCCCGCGCCCGGGGCUGGCACCGGGGACCGGCCCUCACCUGGGGAUGGCACCGGGGACCGGCCCUCACCUGGGGAUGGCACCGGGGACCAGCCCUCACCUGGGGAUGGCACUGAGGAGCUUCCUUCACCUGGGGCUGGCACUGAAGAGCUUUCCUCACCCAGGACUGGCACUGGGCACCUACCGUCACCCGAGUCUGGCACUGAAGAGCUUCACUCACCUGGGGCUGGCACUGAGGAACUUCACUCACCUGGGGCUGGCACUGAGCUGCCCUCACCCAGGACUGGCACUGAAGAGCUGCUGCCGUCACCUGGGGCUUGCACCAAGGAGCUGCCCUCACAUGGGGCUGGCACCAUGGAGCUUCACUCACCUGGGGCUGGCACUGGGGACCGGCCCUCACCUGGGGCUGGCAGUGAGGAGCUUCCCUCACCUGGGGCUGGCACUGAAGAGCUGCCACCCUCACCCAGGACUGGCACUGGGGACCUGCCCUCACCUGGGGCUGGCAGUGAGGAGCUUCCCUCACCUGGGGCUGGCACCGGGGACCUGCCCUCACCCAGGAAUGGCACUGAAGAGCUGCUGCCCUCACCCGGGACUGGCACUGAGGAGCUGCUGCUCAGGCCCAGGACUGGCACCAAGGACCUACUUCCCACCCCUGGGACUGGCACCGAGGACCUGCCCUCUCCCAGGGCUGGCACCGAGUACCUGCCCUCACCUGGGACUGGCACUGAGCUGCCCUCCCCCAGGCCUGGCACCGAGGAGCGCUGCCGGCGCCGCCGCGUGCGCUUCACCCACGGGGCACGGACGCGGCUCAGCCUGGCGCUGCCCGGGCAGUACGAGCUGGUGCAGGUGCUGGCAGCUCACAGCGGGCACUGGGACACCAUCCCCGAGCAGGACCUGCAGGUGCCCGGUGACGCCGAGGAUCCAGCACAGAGGGUGGCAGAGCUGGAGGUGGUGCUGCCCUGUGCGCUGCUCAAGGAAGUGGACAUCGUGGUUGCUCCGUGCCGUGGUUUCCAGUCCGCUGAGGCCACUCUGGGCGAAUUUGUGAACCAGGUGCUGCCCGUUGUCACCUUCGCCAUCAGCGAGCCCCAGCUGUCCCCUUCGGACCAGGCAGAACUUCGGCAAAUCAAGGAGAAAUUCUCCCUUCCCAUCUUCUUCCUUCGAGUCUCCGAACCCUGCAGCGACCCCGACAGGGACAAAUCCCCUCUGCAGCAGCAGCUGCUGGAAUUCCUGAGCCCCUCCAUCCCCUGCUGCAUCCCCGGCUCGUCCAUGCAGGAAAAGCUGCGGCUCCUGGGCGCCUUUUCCAGGCAGGUGCUGCAGCAGCACCUGGUGCAGGCGGCCACCAGGCUGAGCGAGGUGCACGGCCGCUGCCUCAACAUCUUCAUCAACCAAGCCUUCGACAUGCAGAGGGACCUGCAGAUCACCCCCAAGCGCCUGGAGUACACCCGCAGGAAGGAGAGCGAGCUCUACGAGUCCCUCAUGGGCAUCGCCAACCGCAAGCAGGAGGAGAUGAAGGAAAUGAUCGUGGAGACGCUGGGCAGCAUGAAGGAGGAGCUGCUGCAGGAUGCUGCCAGCAUGGAUUUCCGAGACAUCAUCAUCCCCGAGAACGGCGAGCCCGUCAGCUCCAAGGACAUCAAACGCUGCAUCCAGCAGAUCCAGGAGCUGAUCAUCUCCAGGCUGAACCAGGCUGUGGCCAAUAAAUUGAUCAGCUCUGUGGAUUACCUGAGGGAGAGCUUCGUGGGCACCCUGGAGCGCUGCCUCAAGAGCCUGGAGGAGUCCUGGGAGGGCUCGGUGCACCCGGCGCGGGCGCUGGACAAACCCCGCGAGGGCUCCGUGCACAUCACCAGCAAUUACCUCAAACAGAUCCUGAACGCCGCCUAUCACGUGGAGGUCACUUUUCACUCAGGCUCCACGGUGACCAGGAUGCUGUGGGAACAGAUCAAACAGAUAAUCCAGAGGCUGACGUGGGUCAGCCCCCCAGCCAUCAGCAGUGACUGGAAGAGGAAGGUGGCCCAGGACGCCAUCGAGAGCCUCAGCGCCUCCAAACUGGCCAAGAGCAUCUGCAGCCAGUUCCGCACGCGCCUCAACAGCUCCCACGAGGCCUUCGCCGCCUCCCUGCGCCAGCUCGAGGACGGUCACUCGGGCCGGCUGGAGCGGACGGAGGAUCUGUGGCUGAAGGUGCGGAAGGAGCACGCGCCGCGGCUGGCCCGGCUGUCCCUGGAGAGCAGGUCCCUGCAGGAUGUGCUGCUGCACGGGAAGCCCAGGCUGGGCAGGGAGCUGGGCAGAGGCCAGUAUGGCGUUGUGUACCUGUGUGACACCUGGGGGGGACACUUCCCCUGCGCCCUCAAAUCCGUUGUCCCUCCGGAUGAGAAGCACUGGAACGACCUGGCACUGGAAUUUCACUACAUGAGGUCCCUGCAGUCCCACGAGAGGCUGGUGCACCUGCACGGCUCCGUGAUCGAUUACGGCUACGGGGGAGGCUCCAGCAUCGCUGUGCUGCUCAUCAUGGAGAGGCUGCACAGAGACCUCUACACGGGGCUCAAGGCUGGGCUGGAAUUGGAGCCACGGUUGCAGAUUGCCCUGGAUGUGGUGGAAGGGAUCCGGUACCUGCACAGCCAGGGCUUGGUGCACAGGGAUAUCAAACUCAAAAACGUCCUGCUGGACAAAAAGAAUCGGGCCAAGAUCACAGAUUUGGGUUUCUGCAAACCCGAGGCGAUGAUGUCCGGCAGCAUCGUGGGCACCCCCAUCCACAUGGCUCCUGAGCUGUUCACAGGGAAAUAUGACAAUUCUGUGGAUGUUUAUGCCUUUGGGAUCCUGUUCUGGUACCUCUGCUCAGGCCAUGUGAAGUUACCUGAGGCUUUUGAGAGGUGUGCGAGCAAAGAUCACCUGUGGAACAACGUCAGGAGAGGGGUGCGGCCGGAGCGCCUGCCCGUGUUUGACGAGGAGUGCUGGCAGCUGAUGGAAGCGUGCUGGGACGGGGACUCCUCGCAGCGGCCUCUCCUGGGAAUCGUGCAGCCCAUGCUGCAGGGAAUCAUGGACAGGCUCUGCCGGGCCGGCCCCGAGCACCCCGGCAAGGGCCUGGACGAUUCCACCUGAGCCGGGAUCGGGAAUCCGGGCGGGAUUCGGCAAUUCCAGCCCCGCCUCCGCCGUGGAGCUGCGAGCCAGCCCCGAGGGGACGGGGAGGAGCUCAGAGGGGCUCCGGGGGUGAGAGCUCCAGCCCAAUCCCACCCCGGCAUCCCUUUGGAAUUGUGCUGUCAUAGGGUGGAAAAUCCCUUUGGAAUUGUGCUGUCAUAGGGUGGCAAAUCCCUUUGGAAUUGUGCUGCCACAGGGUGGAAAAUCCAAACCCUUCGGACUCACCAAUCCCACCCCAAGCUUUGUGAGUGAUCUGUGGGAUGGGGAAAUCCCUUCCCAAAAUCUGGGAUGGCCACCCUGCUCCUCCCUCAGGCAUUGGCACCAAUUCCAGGGAGCUCAGAGGGGAAGGAUAAGGCACAAAAAACAUUAGGAUAAGGAAGUGUUGGGAAGCUCCAAGGAGCUGGAAAUGUUUACAUGGACAGGAGCAAAGCUUCAGUGUUUAUUUUUUCUUGGGGGACUUGGAAAACCCCACCUGGAUAAGCUAUUAAUCCCUAAUCCCACCUUUUCCUCCUCUUUUCCCCUCUCCUUUGCUUCCUUAAAUUCCUUGGAAUGGCUGGAGAAACCUUCCCUUGAUUCCUCAGUGUAGCAGCACCAAAAAAAAAAGUCCUUAAAAUCAUUUUUUCCAUGGGGAAAGUGCCAAAAUUCUUUUUGAAUCAGGAUUUGUGGCUUGGAAUUCAUGGAAGUGUCAUGGCAGUUUUAAAUUGGGCUGAGUCUGCACAGGAAUAUUUUAAAAAAUGAGGUUUUUUUCCAGCUUUUUUUGUUUCAAGUUGGAGGGAAGAAAGAUCCUUCCUUCUUCUCCUCACUCUCACUCCAGGGCUGGAAUUUGGUUGGAAAGAAUUAAAAAAAAAUAUAAAAGGGGGAUAUGGGAAGAGGGGGAUCAUGGGCAAGGUUGUCUUUCCCAAAUUCCUGGAAAUCCCAGUUUGCUUCCUGCAUUUUUGGGGUGGAAUUGGGCAGAGCUGGAGCAGAAAAGGCCCCUGGGUGGCUCCAUGAGGAACUGGGGAGUUGGGAAUUCUCCCUGGAAUUCCCAGGGCACGUGGAAUUCCUUGGCUGAAAUUCCAGCUGCCCCUGGCUGAGGAUGGCUUUAGUGGGAAUCUUUUCCUUUCUUUGUGCAAUAAAUGGAUUCAGGAGAAUUUUAUGGAGGAAAAAAAAAAAAAAAAGAAAAAAACCAAAACCAAACAACAAAAAUGGCUUUUUUGUGUUCCUUCCCUGCACCUGUGGGGGAUGUGCUGGCAUUCCCAGCAGGAUGGGGAUGGAUCCAACCUCUCCUGCCAUUCCUGAGUGGUUUUUAUGGAUCCAUCCUCUCUCCUGCCAUUCCCAGGGUAGUUUCUUUGUAGAUCCAACCCCGGUUUUUGCAUUCCUGGCUGUCCCAUCCCAACCCAGCUGCUCGUGCCAAGAAUUCCCAUCCCUUUUCCAAAGACAGCAUCGAGCCCGGGAGGGGGAAAAAAAACCUCUGAAAGAGUGGGAAUGGCCCUGGAAGAGUCUCUGGAAAAGCAGCCUCGGGCUGGCACAGGGAGGAGUGUAAAUAAUAAACCAAAUAAAGCCAAAGCUCUGUGUC